AUGUGUCAUCUCCCUAUUCCUGUUCAAGUUUCCUCUUACAAUCUCCGCAGGUGGCGUCCAAAGCAUCCUCGCGGACGCAACCUGUCUAACCUCAUCCAUCCACCACGCUCUGCUAACACUGCUACUGGCAUUUCAGGUGGUCUCUGGAACUGCCAAUCGGCGGUACAGAAGGCCGACUUCAUCUCCGCCCAAGCCUCCUUGAUGUCCCUGCACUUUCUGGCCCUCACCGAGACGUGGAUCACACCGGAGAACACGGCCACUCCCGCUGCCCUCUCCACGGCCUUUUCCUUCUCCCACACUCCCAGACCCUCGGGAAGGGGUGGGGGAACUGGCUUCCUGAUCUCCCCCUCGUGGAGAUUCCAAGCAACAUCUCUCCCUUCUAUCUCCCCAACAUCGUUUGAAUUUCAUGCUGUUUCUGUUUAUUCCCCUUAUAAACUACAUAUGACUGUUCUCUACCGCCCCCCAGGCCCUCUGCAGUCAUUCCUAGAUGAACUGGACAUCCUCCUCAGCGCCUUCCCUGAAGAUGGCACUCCCAUCCUGCUGCUAGGAGACUUCAACCUUCCGAAUUCUUCUCAGUCUGACAGCCUACUCUCCCUCCUUCAGUCCUUUGAUUUUACCCUCGUGGAGUCCACUGCAACACACAAGGGCGGUAAUCAACUGGACCUGGUCUUCACAAGAGGCUGCCUAGUUCCUGAUCUCACGGUCACACCGCUCCAAACCUCAGAUCACUUCUUCAUGUCCUUCUCUCUCUCGAUCUCUCCCUCUCUGAAAUCCUCAGCACCCAAGCUACCAGUCGCAGCUAGACGUAACCUUCGCACUCUCUCCUCUAGUGCCUUCUCUUCUAUGGUCUGCUCCUCUCUCCCACCUGUAGAAGCCUUCUCACUUCUCCCCGUGGAAAAGAAGUCCUCUACGGUCCUCUCUGCGCUGGCCUCCACCCUGGACACCCUCUGCCCCCCAGUCACCAAACCGGCUCGCCUCUCCGCCCCCAGUCCCUGGUUGACUGAUAGUAUCCGUGCCGACAGAACCAAACUUCGCGUGGCCGAACGGAGAUGGCGGAAAUCGAGAUCCUCCAACGACCUGUCCCACUACCACUCUCUUCUUUCUUCUUUCUCCUCUACCCUGUCCGCUGCCAAAUCUGCCUUUUUCCACUCUAGGAUCAACUCUGCCUCCUCCAACACCCGCAAACUCUUCUCCACCUUCUCCUCCCUCCUUUCUCCUCCUCCUCCUCCUCCUCCCUCAUCCCUAUCUGCUGAUGACUUUGUCUCCUUCUUCGAGAAGAAGAUCAAUGACAUCUGCGACUCCUUCCCCCCUCCCCCUCCCACCCCGGAUCCUGCACCCUCCCCCCCUGCUAUCUUCUCCUCCUUCUCCCCUCUAUCUGACGCUGAAGCUCUCUUACUUAUCAAAUCCCAUCGUCCUACUACCUGUCCUCUUGAUCCCAUCCCCUCCCCUCUCUUUCAGGCCAUCUCGGACGACAUUCUGCCCUUCAUCUCGUCCUUGAUCAACAGCUCCCUAUCUACUGGUACGGUUCCUUCUGCCCUGAAGAGAGCACGGGUCAAGCCACUGCUCAAGAAGCCCAGCCAAGACCCUGCGGAUGUCAGUAGCUACCGCCCAGUCUCUCACCUACCGUUUCUCUCCAAAACCUUGGAACGUGCUGUAUAUAACCAACUCUCACCAUAUCUUCUGCAGCACAAUCUCCUGGAUCAAAAUCAAUCCGGAUUCAAAGCCGGCCACUCCACCGAGACGGCCCUUCUUGCUGUCACGGAGGAGCUCCACUUGGCCAGAGCGAAGUCUCUCAGCUCUGUCCUCAUACUCCUAGACCUCUCCGCAGCAUUUGACACGGUCAACCACCAGAUCCUCCUCUCAUCCCUUGCUGGGCUGGGCUUCGCGGGUUCUGCACUCGCAUGGUUCAAGUCCUAUCUGUCUGACCGCUCCUACCAGGUCUCUUGGAGGGAAUCGGUCUCCUCCACCCGCACUCUACACACGGGUGUCCCACAAGGGUCAGUACUUGGUCCACUCCUCUUCUCCCUCUACACCAGAUCACUUGGCCAGGUUAUCUCCACCCAUGGCCUCUCUUACCACUGCUACGCUGAUGACACACAGCUGUUCUUCUCCUUCCCCCCCUCUGACUCCCAGGUUCAACCUCGCAUCGCAGCCUGCCUAGCUGACAUUGCCUCCUGGAUGUCUGCUAACCAUCUCAAACUUAACCCGGAGAAAACAGAGCUCCUGUUUUUUCCUGCUAAGAACUCCCCAGCGAUCGACAAUACAAUCACCAUCGAGGGAUCUGCGGUGUUUCCCACCUCAGCAGCCAAAAACCUUGGCGUCACCCUCGACAACCAGCUGACAUACUCCGGGCACAUCGCAGCAGUCACACGAUCCUGCAGAUUCGCCCUAUACAACAUCAGGAGAAUCCGCCCUUUCCUCACGCAACAGGCAACCCAGCUCCUAGUCCAAGCGCUUGUCAUCUCCCGCCUGGACUACUGCAACGUUCUACUGGCUGGCUUGCCGGCCUGCGCCAUCAGGCCGCUCCAGCUCGUGCAGAACGCCGCUGCACGCCUAGUAUUCAACCUCCCUAAGUACUCUCAUGUCACUCCGCUGCUUACUGCACUCCACUGGCUUCCGGUAGCAGCCCGCAUCCAGUUCAAGACACUGGUGCUGGCCUACCAGGCCACAAGAGGCUCUGCCCCAUCAUACCUUCAGUCUCUUAUAACGCCUUACACCCCAACUAGGACCCUCCGCUCCACGUCCUCCGGACAACUGACGGUCCCCUCACUCCGGGAACCCGGCAGCCGCUCCUCCCGACCACGCCUCUUCUCUGCCAUUGCCCCGAGGUGGUGGAACGACCUCCCCCAUGCAGUCAAGACUGCGGAGUCUCUUACCAUCUUCCGCAGGAAACUGAAAACCCACCUCUUUAGGACA
Molecule: messenger RNA, 2916 nt
Organism: Chanos chanos (milkfish)
Lineage: Eukaryota; Metazoa; Chordata; Actinopteri; Gonorynchiformes; Chanidae
Exons: 1
Molecular function (GO): catalytic activity
Source: RefSeq, a predicted model, not a curated record